Messenger RNA from Zerene cesonia (dogface butterfly), 5855 nucleotides. Its product is annotated as constitutive coactivator of PPAR-gamma-like protein 1. The transcript has 19 exons. Gene Ontology annotation, cellular component: nucleus. Bases 189 to 2999 code for a protein of 936 amino acids. NCBI's taxonomy places the organism in Eukaryota, Metazoa, Arthropoda, Insecta, Lepidoptera, Pieridae. The record is from RefSeq and is a predicted model, not a curated record.
GACAAAAAUUGUUCAAGGCAAGGCAGGGAAUGGAUUAGAAAAUUACAAAAUUACAAAUGGCUUCCGUUUCCAACUUUCGGCUGCCGUAAUUAUUUGAAGGCAUGGUUUUUUGAAAUAAGGUCGGUCAAUUAGUCGAAACGAACGUGUAUUCAAACGAUUCAUAAAGGUACUUUUAGGUGCCGAUAACCAUGGGUAUACAAGAUCUACAAACGUUUUUAGAAAACGAAGGAGUAGGAGUAGAUCUAUUUAGAAUCGCCAGAUCCCAUCCUGGCGGAUUUAGAUUGGUACUUGAUGCGGAGGGAUGCCUUGAUCGUCUAUACGGUGGAUAUUUUUCUGAUUGGGCUUGUGGUGGCCAAUGGGCUAGAUGUGUUCAGUUCCUAACAACAUUAGCACAAGCCCUAGCUGAACAUCAAGUUGCUCUUUGUGUUUGUUUUAAUGGGGCCCAUCCUACACCACCUGCCUUACCUCAGCACUGGAUUCAAACCCAAGCUACAUAUAGACACAGAGUUAAUUCUGUAUUGCGUCACAUUGUCACAAAAGGCACACCACCACCUAAAGUAUGGUGGGUGCCACCUACAGGACUACACUCAUGCCUCAGAACUGCAUUGAGAUAUUUGAAUAUUCCAAUUAUGGUAUCUUCUGAUGAUCAUUGUCAAGAAGUUGUUGGUCUAUGUCGAGAGAAGGCUUACGCUGGGUUAGUUGGUUGUUCAGGAGAGUAUUUAGUAUUCCAGCCACCAAGGUAUUUUAGUUCAUCACAGUUAAAACUUACAUACAGAUCAUCAUUGGAGACGAAGGAGUACAUGGUUCAUGAAUUGCCUAAAGUAUUAGAUGUGCCUCAAGAUCGUUUGUGUCUGUUUGCUGCACUUCUUGGUGGAGUAAUAUUAUCUGAACAAAGUCUGACUGACUUUUAUAAACGACUUGGAAUUAAUCAAAAGAAGCAACAAGUUCCUCCAGAGACAUUAAUUAAAUCAAUUGGCCAAUUUGUCCAUGAUUUACCUUCGUCAGACAUUGAUUCCGCUUGCAUUGAAAUCUUUGGUGAUCUAAAUGAUCUCCGUGCUGCUAAACUUAAACAAGCCGUACAGUAUUAUUUUAAUGGAACCAAAGAUGGCUUCCUCAAGUAUAGAACUGCUUCUGGUCGUCGCCCAAAGAGUAAUAAAAAGAGCCAAAAACCUGAGAUUAGUCCUCAAUCAACUUCAGCAGAUCUGGACACCUCCAAACUAGCAGCUGAGUCAUCAGAGCAUGAGCAAAAAGGCUUGGACGAUUACAAAUUGGCCACAGCAAAUGCGUCGAUGAACGCAGACUUUAGCUUAGAAGAACAUUGUCAUGAGUUGAGUCAUGGAGUAGCUGCAAUGACACUUGAAGCAGAUGGAGAGCCAACCAAACCACAUCAAAUGGGGAAAACAAAUAAUAAAAUCGAGAAAUCAGCAUCCAAGGAGGGAGUCCAAACUGUUAGCGCUAAUUUGCAAAGUGAAGAUAAUUGUCCUAGUGCCCCAGCUGAGGUACUCCGUACAUGUGCGGAGCGCCACACCCGUGGUUUGAUGCACCCACAGAUGCUUUCCAUACUAACUCAUAGGCAAAUUACUUUGCCUGUAUUAAUGGAGGACGACAAUCAUAGAGAGAUACCCUCUAUACACCAUUUCUACAGACCAAUACGUCAAAAUGUGUAUGCUAUAUUAUACAAUAUGCAUCAUCACCGGUUCAUGGCUCAAAAAGCUAAAGAGGAAGGUACAGCUUCCGCUAGCAGUGAACGCCCAUGCACAGUACAAGUAGCUGAAUGGAUUUACUCUAAAGUAAAUCCAGGUAAAAGUCCAGAAGUUGUACCCGGAGUUGUUCUUGAUUGGCCUGUGCCUACUGUGCAAAGACUUUGGUUUGGGACUGCACAAGAUGACAAAUGUCGCCGUAUGAGAGCUUUCCUCUCUUGCAUGAAAUCUGAUACGCCACUUAUGCUAAAUACCUCUUAUGUUCCACAACAUCUAUUAAUUUUAGCAACUGUGCUAAGAUUCAUCAUGACAUCUCAAAUACAAAUAUUAAGACGACAGGAGUUAGAUGCGUUUUUGGCUACAGCUUUCUCUAGUGAUCUCAUGAAUGCUCUCCACUUGCAGGAGAUGACAGUGAAUGGUAUCAGCUCUCGCGGCGUUCAGCUCGGUGCAUUGGUGAUGGCCGGCGCGGAGGCGGCGCUCCUGGCGAACGACGCGUGCGGCGCGCCCGUGCCGUGGCUCGUCGCCGCGCCGUGGCUGUACUUCGACGGCAAGCUGCUGCAGCGCAACUUGCACCGCGCCAACCACUGCAAACAUCUAGCGCAGCUUUGCGACAACCACCUGGAUACUGUUGUUAAGGUGGAACGCAUGAGAAAAGCUAUACUGGAGGGUCUUGAGGUGGAGUUCGCUAUGCCGCCUCUCCCACUGGUGGGCGUGGUUGGCGAGCCGCUGGGCUGGCGCGGGCGUGGGCGCGGCGCGAGGCUGGAGAUUGCCGGAGUUGUGGUCGGACAGUGGGGAGGAGGCAGCUAUCCGCCACGCGCUACACGAUACCCACAGGUGAGCUACGUGGGCUACACGCCGCCGCCGCGCAACGCGUACAGCGGGCGCGGGUGGCGCGGCGGGCGCGGGCGGGGGCGCGGGCGCGGCGCGGGGCAGCCGGCGCGGGGCCGCACGCGCCGCGCCCGCCGCGACACGGACGAGCCCGCGCGCCCCGCCACGCUCACCGUCAACGGGAGAACUGUGAGGUCUGACGAGAUGAGUCCUCCCGCCGACGAUGGAAGCCCGCACGAAGACAACACUGCUUUAGACAAUGACGCUGAAGGAGCACAGCAACAAAAAACAAAGACUGGAAAAAAUGCCAAGAAAACCAUGGGCAAGGGCAAAAAGAAAAGCGCUGGGAAGACUGAUGUGGCUCAAUCCUUGGAAGCAAAUGGGCCGCUUGAUAAGAACAAGGUGGUGGAGCAAUCUAAUAUCUCUGAUAAGGAGCAUAUUGGUCAGGGCGACGCGCCUGUUUCUAAUUAACUUAUUUUUUUAUUUUAACGAGGUAAUUGUUGUUAUGUAUUUAUUUACAGUCUUUUUAUAGCAUACUAUAUUUAUUUCAUCUUUUUCCGUAGUUCUGUAGGUUUUGUAAUGAAAGCCAAUAAUAAUUACAAUUGACUUGUUUCAUCUCGAGUUGUAAAACAAAUCUGGCACUAGCCAGAACAAUAUAUUAAGACACCGGUUUUGGGCAACAUUUUUGCAGUAAGAUAGCACGUAUGUCGUAAUUUAGCAAUGUAACAACAUUAGAAAGGUAUAACAAUUAAUCUUGUUGCCGAUAAGUUGACACUAAAGUAUACGUGCCUAAACAUCUAAAAGACUUCCCGAUGUUGAGACUGAUUUUAUAUUAAUUCGACACAGUUAGUGUUAAAUUAAUUGUAAUUUCGAAGAGAAUCUGACAUAACGAGCGAAUUUAAACGCUUUUAUCCGAAUACGACUUUACGCUCAGGGUGUUUUGUCAAAUGUUGUGACGAGAGCUAUACAAUAUAAAAGAUCCGUUUCAAAAGUGACAAAAUAACGAGUCAUUAGCUUUUUGAGGCGUAUAGAAUUGUCUUUAAAAAAGAUAAACGCCUCGACAUCCAUUACGUGACAAGUGAUAUUUAGUGAAUAUAUAUUUAAAUUAUCAAGUUGAUUCUUAAGUCAUGUUUUAUUAAAAGUGAUAUGACUUAGUAAGUAAUGUGUUUAUUUUAGCAUAUGAAUAACUGAGUCCGCAUUAUUUAUUUACACAUAGUAUAUUUACAAUUUACCAAAAUGUCUUAUUUUUAAGCCCGGUUUCGUCUAUGAAAUCAAUUAUAAUAUAUACCUUAAACAGUAUUUUUUUCUCCUUAAAUGAAACAUAUUUCGCAACGUUUAAUAAUAUCAGUUGAUUACCAUAUUCUACACCUGAAAAUUGUAUGAUUAUUAUUUAUAUUUUACAUGAGUUAUAUGAAACCUGAUUUAAAUUUACACGUCUUAUUUAGCAAAUAAAUCGUCUUGCAAAUCGAUUUCAUAGACUAAACCUAAUGUAUUCAGACUUGUUUUUGGUAAAUCUUGGUGUAUAUUUAGGCGUUAUUGAAUGAAUGUGAGAUUGUUCUGUAAAUGUAUCGUUAUGACAUGCUCUUGCAAACUAUCAGCAAUAAUCUAUUAUUUGAUAAACGUUUGUGCCUUGAACUGCACGGUUAAGAAAUUGCAUAAUAUAAUAAAGCUUUAUGCAUAAGCGUGUUGAAACGAUAUAGCGUAUAUUGUUACAAUUGUUGAAAAUUUUGUCCUCCUGAUAUCUUUUGAUAUACUAUUUUCGUAUGCACUUGUUUGUCGGACAUUUGAUAACAUAGUGGUAGGAGGAUGAUGAAAUUAGGAUUAAAAAUCGCAUUUAUUGAUUGAUGGUUGGUGCUUUGAAAAUUAGUCUGUGGGACUGCCUGAAACGAGUCUGAAACUUAUAGAUAUAAGUCUAACGCUAGACCUUUAAUGGAACUGAAAGAACAUUCGCGUGUUGAGUUUUCCACAUCCUAUAGGGUAUUAUUUCGAUAGAAUAUCGUAGAGUUGUUAGUGAUAUAUUUAUAUGCAUUUUAGGAAUCUCAAGACUGCGAAUGUUCUUCAAUUUAUAUGUAUUUUUGUAAAUUUGUUAUAUUGUUAUACUUAAAUUUAGCUGGAAUGACUUACAAGAAAUACAUAAGACAAAGUCUUAUUGUUUACUCGAUUGGUGAAAAAAAACUGUUAACAUCUCAAAGCAACAUUCCAUAUUAUCCAAUGAACGUUCGUAAUGCCUGUAAAGUACUAAACAGUUGACACCAAUAGAGAAUGGAACUAAUGAAGACUUUACAAUUUGGAACGCUUUAUUCCCUGGCUGGAACAGAGACAAAUAUGUUGCCAGAAUAACAUAUUAAUUUUAACAAAGGACACAUGAUCGGAACAAGUCGAAAAUAUACAUUGCGACGAUACGGUCGUUAUAAGUGAUCGCCAAACAAAGUAUAAUGUCAUAAUGCAACAGACUUUAUAUCCGUCGCAGAAGCGAUCGGUUUAGCUCGUACCGUCGAGCAGCCGGCAUGCGGCCGGCUCGCGAGCAUCUAGCAGUCGUUUCGCACGACGCAAACGAAACUUAUAAUAUAAACAUUUAUAUAUUAUUGCUUGCUUAUUCAUAAACACAAUAUUGUAGAGUUAGAAUUUUAACUUCAAUGUAAUUUCAUUUUAUUAAGAGAAUUGUGUAACGUCAAAGCAUGUUUAGUGGGGACGGUUAUAUUUCAUGGGAUGCAUGUAUAAGAUUAGACGGUUUAUAACUAAUGGGCACUAUUUACAACAAACUUUUAUCUUACGGAAAUAAUAUAAUAAAUUUCCUUUUUAUGUUAAUGUACCGUACGUGUGCUGCUUAAAUGUUUAAAUGUCACAUAUUUCAAAAUGUUAUAUUAGCGCUGAUUCCGAGAAGGAAGUAGUUUUUAUUUUUAUCUUAAAACCAAUAUUCCGUAUAGUUUUAGAAUAUUCAACAGUAUAAUACCUUUAAUCCAUCUUAUAAACUUAUUUGCUGACAACGGUCACUUAAUAUUUGUCAACAUAUAAAAUAUAUUAGAAGUAUUCGUCAUAUUCAUACCUUUUUCGUAAUUGAGUAGCAACAUGGAACUGUGGCUUUUUGAAAACACUUAUAACUUAAAACAUAAACUUGCUGUUAGAAAGGUUUUAAAAGAAGUUCAUUACUGUUUUACUUUAUGAACAUUUAACUAUUGGAAGAAAUUAAAUUGUAAAGAGUUGUAUUUGUCUUCAAAUAAAAGGUUCCAUUUUUAACAUGUUGUUUUAUUUAGUCAUUCAAAUUAAACCUUUUAUGAAUAUCGGUAAUUGUCGUUUCCUCCAGAUUAGCCAAGUGAUUAAUGACUA